Coffea eugenioides is the source of this 923-nucleotide messenger RNA. Its product is annotated as transcription factor HEC2-like. Bases 1 to 780 code for a protein of 259 amino acids. Gene Ontology annotation, molecular function: DNA-binding transcription factor activity; protein dimerization activity. The record is from RefSeq and is a predicted model, not a curated record. The transcript has a single exon. Gene Ontology annotation, biological process: regulation of DNA-templated transcription. NCBI's taxonomy places the organism in Eukaryota, Viridiplantae, Streptophyta, Magnoliopsida, Gentianales, Rubiaceae.
AUGGACGUUGACUUCAACAAGUCUACUCCCGAAGACCAGAUGGAUUUGAUGCUGCUGAUGCAGAUGGACAAGCUCUCUGAACUCACCGGAGGAUUCGCCGAUAUACACGAAUUGCCCAUGAUGAAUUUUAGUACUAAUCAAGGAAGCAAUAAUAACAAUUCUAGUAGUGGUGCUGUUGAUCAUAAUUCACAUGCUCCUUCAUCCGCGUUCUUGAACCUACCGCCAUCCGUCUCCUUCACCUGUUCUCCUGGACAACUCCCUCAGGAACCUUCAUCAGCGCUGCCUUUCCUGUCCAAUUCAAGCUCGGGAAGGUGGAGAAGCGAGCUGGCGGGGGGAAACGGGUUCGCAACGGAAUCCCAGAAGCGGAAUUCAGUUGCUGCGAUGAGGGAAAUGAUUUUUAGGAUAGCAGCUAUGCAGCCAAUUCACAUUGAUCCUGAAUCCGUGAAGCCACCAAAGCGAAGGAAUGUGAAAAUAUCAAAGGAUCCUCAGAGUGUAGCAGCCCGGCAUCGAAGAGAGAGGAUAAGUGAAAGGAUUAGGAUACUCCAGAGACUUGUCCCCGGCGGGACUAAAAUGGACACUGCUUCAAUGUUGGAUGAAGCAAUUCAUUACGUGAAAUUCUUGAAGAAUCAAGUGCAAUCUCUGGAACGGGCUGCGGCGAAUAGGCCAACGGGGAUUGGAUUCCCAGUUCCAAUGUCAAGCGGGAGUUAUCUACCUAUGGCAACAAAGGGUUAUCAUCAUCAAGCUGCUCAUCAGAAUGUUCAGCACUAUGCAGAUGCUUAACGAAAUUGGUUACUUGUUUAUUAGUAGUUGAGGGCGAAGACUUUGAGAAGGAUGAGAACUAAGUACUAGCAUAAAAAUUUUCAUAUCGUCUUCACUAGAAAGAUGAUAGCUUUUGUUGCUGAUUUGCAGGGUUGUAUAAAGAC